CGUGUUCAAAGUAUUUCCCACCCGCGGGUCGCUGAACUGCAGGCCUUUCACUGAACCCCACAGCCUUCUUUCUGUGCUGCUUCUCAGGGCUGUAACGUUAGUCCACUCCGUAUAGGAGAGUGCGUUGGCUAUGGCGACACGUAUCCGGCCGAGCAGCAAGCGGUGCGCUGUUAUAGGAGGCUCUGGCUUUUUGGGUCGACACCUUGUUGAGAGGUUGGUGGACAAAGGCUACUCGGUUGCUGUGUUUGACAUCAGACAGAGCUACGAGCUUCCAGGAGUCACAUUUCACCAAGGAGAUCUCUGUGAUAAACAGGCUUUACUCACAGCUCUGAAGGAUGUGUCCCUUGUGUUUCACUGUGCCUCUCCUGCCCCUUUCAGUGAUGACCGAGCUCUAUUUCAGAGGGUCAACGUCGAGGGCACGCGUACAGUCAUCCAGGCCUGCCAAGAGGCUGGAGUGCAGAAACUCGUCCUCACCAGUAGUGCCAGUGUAGUAUUUGAAGGAACGGACAUAAAGAACGGAAAGGAGGAUUUGCCUUAUGCGAAAAAGCCCAUUGAUUAUUAUACAGAGACCAAAAUCCAACAGGAGAAGCUUGUCUUAGAGGCCUCCAGUAAAGAAAAAGGUUUCUUCACUGUAGCGAUCCGUCCUCAUGGCAUCUUUGGCCCUCGAGACCCCCAGCUUGUACCCAUUCUUGUUGAUUCAGCCCGGCAAGGCAAGAUGAAGUUCAUCAUUGGAGAUGGAUCAAACUUGGUGGACUUCACUUUUGUGGAGAAUGUAGUUCAUGGUCACAUCCUAGCUGCAGAGCACCUGAAGCCAGACUCCCCACUUUGUGGAAAGGCUUACCACAUAACCAACGACGAGCCAAUCCGCUUUUGGGACUUCAUGUCUCAAGUGCUGGUGGGUCUGGGCUACGAUGCCCCUCGCUACCACCUGCCCUACAUGCUGGUCUAUGGAAUAGCCCUGCUGCUCUGGCUGCUAACCGUGCUGCUCCGCCCCCUGAUGACCAUAAAGCCCACCUUCACCCCCAUGCGUGUGGCCCUGGCCGGAACCUACCACUACUAUAGCUGUGCACGGGCCAAGCAGGACAUGGGCUACAAACCACUGGUGAGCUUGCAGGAGGCUAUAACACGGACCGUGGCCAGCUACCCACAUCUGCGGAAAGGAAGCUAGUGUCUUAUCAAGUCCAUUUUAAUUGCAUUGGGUCUGUUUUCGGAGUAGGAACACUGAUCAUGCUUAUUUAGGCCAAUCCUGAUCUCAGGGACUGAUAAGCAGUGCUUUUGUUCAUAAUGCUGGCUGCAGAGUCAGUUUACGGUCAUUUAUAAUCUCUGGGCUGGUAUUCAUGAAGCGUAAUGCAGACGAAUGCUCAUCUGCAGUCAAAUUCUUGCCUGUGUAUACACAGCUUUUGUAUUCCGAGAUGCUUUGUGAAUCUCAGCCCUGCUGCAGUUAUGAAACUGCUGUUUGAGCCUUUUGACAAAUGUCCUGGAUUACCCAUGUUUGCUGUAGAGGCCUGUAUAUUAACAAAGCACUUUUUCAUACCUGCCCCAAUAUUACACUCUUUUUGACUUUGGUCUAUAUGAAUAGUCUUUAAGUGUUAUAUUCAGCUGGUCAGGCCUGUUUUUUUAUGUAUCUUGGAAUGAUGAUUUCAUUGAAUGGCUCUAAGAACACUUUAUCUCAUAUAUAUCGCUGCUGUUGGAACAAAACCUCAUAUCUCCAUAAUGAAGACCUUCUUGACUUUUAAUGUAAGUCAGUGGAACCAAACUUUUUUCCAAGUCAUUUUGGGACAUUUGUUUGAUCUAUUCAUCAUGAAAUGUACACACAAUGUAAAGGGCAAGGCUUUUUUAAAUUGUCAAAAACUGAAAAAUGACAAAAAUGGAGAUGCGAGGUUUUGUUCUGACAGCAGGAAUAUGUAUAAUUUAUAUAAUCAGUUCACUUUUUCCUGUAUAUUUCUCAAUAAAUACAUUGUUAAAUUCCA
Molecule: messenger RNA, 1970 nt
Organism: Colossoma macropomum (tambaqui)
Lineage: Eukaryota; Metazoa; Chordata; Actinopteri; Characiformes; Serrasalmidae
Gene: nsdhl
Product: NAD(P) dependent steroid dehydrogenase-like
Exons: 8
Coding region: 131-1168 (345 amino acids)
Biological process (GO): steroid biosynthetic process
Molecular function (GO): 3-beta-hydroxy-Delta5-steroid dehydrogenase (NAD+) activity
Source: RefSeq, a predicted model, not a curated record